AUGCCCAAUUCACCCCUUCAAGAGACUUUGCGGCGAUGUGUCCAUCUUGGAAGCGAUGUCACACUAAGUACAGAGGGAGAUGAGCUUCGCGAUACCGAGCAGCUCCUUCGAAUAAAGAGAUUGGAGCAUUCAGGAACUCAGACGCCACGUGAGAUUUCACGAUUCAACUUGGAACCGUAUGGUGUAUCUGAAAAAUAUGACCUAGGCACCGACGAAGAAUCCAAAAGCGAAAUAGAAUCGGAGCUACGUCACGUCAAGGAACAGCUGAAAGGCGCGGAAAUUUAUAUUGCUUACCUUCUGGAACGGGUAGCGACAUACAGGCAUAGAUGGCUGGAAGAUUACCACCUGCGCUGA
Molecule: messenger RNA, 354 nt
Organism: Suillus fuscotomentosus
Lineage: Eukaryota; Fungi; Basidiomycota; Agaricomycetes; Boletales; Suillaceae
Exons: 3
Coding region: 1-354 (117 amino acids)
Source: RefSeq, a predicted model, not a curated record